Molecule: messenger RNA, 1050 nt
Organism: Cantharellus anzutake
Lineage: Eukaryota; Fungi; Basidiomycota; Agaricomycetes; Cantharellales; Hydnaceae
Product: small nuclear ribonucleoprotein
Exons: 8
Coding region: 35-976 (313 amino acids)
Biological process (GO): mRNA splice site recognition
Cellular component (GO): U1 snRNP; U2-type prespliceosome
Molecular function (GO): mRNA binding
Source: RefSeq, a predicted model, not a curated record
AUCAGAGAGCAAACGGGCCUGCAUAGCUAUUAACAUGGGGAGACUCGCCGAAAUGCAACGUAAGCUCCUUGAGCAAAUGAUGGGCCCAGAAACAAUGGGUUUACAAGACGCCAACCUCAAUUGGUGGGACGAGAAAGUAUGCAAAAAUUUUCUGUGUGGUACAUGCCCGCACUCCCUCUUCACAAACACCAAAAUGGAUCUCGGCCCUUGCCCUAAGUCGCACGCUGACAAGUAUAAGUUGCAGUACAAUGAAGAGAAGCAAGCAAAUUCGGGCAGCAAAAAAAUUGCAGAGAUACAACGUGAAUACGAAAACAACAUCUUCCAGUUUGUAGAUGAAUGCGACAGGCGGAUCAGGGCCGCUCAUCGAAGAUUGGAGAAAACGCCAGAAGAGAAUGCGAAGACGACAAAUUUGAUGCGGGAGAUCGGCGAAAUCGAACUUGCGAUCCAGGGAGGAACAGAAAGGAUUGAAAGUUUGGGGGAAGCAGGUGAAGUUGAGGAAUCCAUGAAAGAAUUGGCGGCAGUCGAGGCCCUCAAAGUUGAAAAGGCAGAAAAGGAGCGCGAGCUCCAAAACCUGACAGACACGUCCGGAGCUUCCGGGCACCAGAAAUUGCGAGUGUGCGAUGUUUGCGGUGCAUACUUGUCUGUUCUGGAUUCAGACCGUCGGCUUGCGGAUCACUUUGGUGGCAAGAUGCACCUUGGCUAUCAUGAAUUGCGAAAGAUGCUGGAAGAGUUUAGCAAGAGGAGGCUUGCCGCGCCAGUCACAGCUCGCAAUGCAUCUAUGAUGGCACCCCCUGAUGCACCUGUUGCACCCCGACCCUCUGAACGAGAUCACCGUCCGAGGGAGGACGGCCACCGAGAGCGGGAGCACAAUCACUCAAACCGGAAUGGUUAUGAUCGUGGACACUCAAGCAGUUAUCGAGAUGCCGGCCGACGAUCUGACCGAGAUCGCUCGAGGUCACCUCGAAGAAGGUACUGAAUUAAUAUUUUUCUGAGGCUACGUUUGUUGUGAGGCUGCCCUCAAUGCGUAGAUUGAACUUGAACGUAGUCGGU